This is a messenger RNA of Contarinia nasturtii (swede midge), 1061 nucleotides long. It is a transcript of the gene mdy, whose product is annotated as diacylglycerol O-acyltransferase 1. NCBI's taxonomy places the organism in Eukaryota, Metazoa, Arthropoda, Insecta, Diptera, Cecidomyiidae. The transcript is spliced from 8 exons. Gene Ontology annotation, cellular component: endoplasmic reticulum membrane. Gene Ontology annotation, molecular function: diacylglycerol O-acyltransferase activity. Bases 12 to 1061 code for a protein of 349 amino acids. The record is from RefSeq and is a predicted model, not a curated record. Gene Ontology annotation, biological process: triglyceride biosynthetic process.
UAAGUAAAACCAUGACAUCAGAUACAGAAGAAGUUGGAAAUAAUAAAGUUAGACGAAGAACUCGUAGUGUGACUCGUGCUGAAGAGAUUUCCACAAAACAACAAAAACAACGUCGAUCACAGCCCGAUAAACCAUGUCACAGACCCAGAGAUUCACUGUUUUCAUGGAGUUCCGGAUUUCAUAAUUUCACAGGAUUAGUAAACUGGGGAUUUUUGCUUCUAACAAUGAGUGGUUUCAGACUUCUACUUGAAAAUUUAUUAAAAUAUGGGAUAAGAGUCGAUCCAUUUCAAUGGUUUAUUGUACUUACGGGUCGUGAUGAAGGAGCAGGCGUCCCAUCAAUUAUACUGUUAUUAUAUUCUAUUGUACCAAUUUUUAUAACAUUACUGAUAGAACGUGGGCUAUCAAUGAAUAUAAUUCGUGAAGGUGCUGGCAUGUUUGUUCACAUUAUAAACAUCAUAGUAUUAGUAUUGAUUCCAAUGGUGAUUAUACAUGUGAAUGGGAAUGCAUUCAGUCUGGUUGGCGCAAUGGCCGUAUGCUUUCACUAUUCUAUACUUUUCAUGAAGCUUUGGAGCUAUGUUCAAGUCAAUAUGUGGUGUCGAAAUCAAUUGAAUGAAAUUCCCAGUAAAUCAAGAAGUAGAUCUCAAUCGAUAACAGUUGCUGAAUUGCAAGAAGAACGAAACGGAGCAUAUUUGGCCGCAUUCCAUAAAACAGACAACGAUGUUACACCAAUAGUUCACUAUCCAGAUAACUUGACAGUUAAAGAUUUGCUUUAUUUCUUAUGUGCACCAACUUUAUGCUACGAACUUAACUUUCCCAGAACAGAUCGAAUUCGCAAACGUUUUCUGUUGAAGAGAAUUCUAGAAGUAGUUAUCGGAAUCAAUGUGGUCUUAGGACUCUUUCAACAAUGGAUGAUUCCUUCGGUUCGAAAUUCAUUAAUUCCAUUUUCGAAUAUGGAUGUGGCAAAGGCCACGGAAAGAUUAUUAAAAUUGGCAGUCAAAAAAUCGUGCGUUGAAGUUGUCGGAUGUCUUUUGCGAAUCGGACUUUUAAUACAAAAGCUAUAA